ACAUAAUAUGUAUGCUAUAGUGUAAAUGUAGUUAAGUUAUAUUACAAAUGUGACUAUAUAGGGCUUCGUUGCUGCUCAGGGACCUGGUCAUUGAAUAUUCAUUGAAAAGCAACGGGAGUUCUCGGUUUACGACAGAGUGCGUCUGUGCGCGUGGUGGGAACGGUAGCAAGAUGGCGGCGCUGAAGGAGGAGCAGUGCUACGGACUGUCCUGUGGAAGAGUGAGCAACGGUAGCAAUGUAUCCGUCUUUCACGUUAAACUCACUGACAGCGCACUGCGAGCGUUUGAAGGCUACCAGGGCAGCAAGGUCCUGUCAUCACGGCCAUUGAUCAGAUUUAAUGGAAACCAAGGGAAAAUUUCAAUACCACGGUCAGAAAAUUCCAGUGAACUGCAAACGUUUACUUUCUAUCUGUCAAAUGUGGGCAGAGAUAACCCCCAGGGCAGCUUCGACUGCAUCCAGCAGUACAUCACCAGUGAAGGGAGCAUUCAGCUGGAUUGUUUGGGUGGGAUCCAGGACAAGAUUACAGUAUGUGCCACAGAUGACUCCUACCAGAAGGCCAGGGAAAAUAUGGCCCAGGUCGAGGAGGAGACUCGCAGUAGGAGUGCUAUCGUCAUCAAGCCUGGGGGAAGAUACGUAGGUAAGAAGGUUCAGAUCCGGAAACCGGCACCUGGCCUCUCGGACGUCGCCCCGUUGCGGAGGACCUCUCGGCCGGUCAUCAUCUCUAGCAGUACGCUAAAGAAGGGCACAGCUCAGCACAGGCCGCUGCGGGAGCGCCUCACACACCUGCUGGCCCUCAAGCCUUACAAGAAGCCUGAGCUGAUCCUGAGGUUGCAGAAAGAUGGCCUCUUGCCAUUAGACAAGGACUCCCUGGAUAGCCACCUGCAACAGGUGGCGAACCUGAAUGGGAAAGACAACACCUUCACAUUGAAGGACUUUUUGUAUAAGGAGAUUCAGAAGGACUGGCCAGGCUACACAGAAGGAGACCAGCAGCUUCUUAAGAGAAUCCUGUUUAAAAAACAGAACCAGGCCCAGAACAGCUCUGCCCCUCCGCUGGAGAGCCCGCCCAAAGAGCUGGCCAGCAGCUCGCCAUCUCAGAAACGGCCCCCUGCGGACUUCAUCGACCCUCUUGCCAACAAAAAGCCCAGGAUAUCGCAUCUCGCCAGCAAAGCUGCAACAGCCCCAGUUAAUGGCAAGCUCAGCUCCUCCAACGGGAGAGGGGAGGCAGGUGGAGCGCAGGCAGGUGAAGCGCAGGCAGGCGUGGCGGUUUCUAUGUCAGACGGCGGCUUGACGUCCAGCUCCCAGCAGCUCCCCGUGCUGGACAUCCCUCGUCCUUUCGAAGCACUGUCGGAUGUCAGCAAUGACUCCAGCCACAACGGGAGAGAUUGUGACUCUCAGGAAACCGCUGUGUCCGAGAGGCUCGGCCAGCCUCCUUCGUUGUUCUUGGGCUCGACGAUGCUCACCGCGCCCAGCAUCGGCACGUCCUCUCCUGGGCACACGGGCGCCGACGGCCCUCGGGACAAGAGUCCUUCAUCCUUCAACAACAAGUCCAGGAAGAAGUCAAAAAAGCAUAAAGACAAGGAGAAGAGCAAAGAUAAGGAGAGGGUGAGAGAGAGGGCGCAAGCGAAGGAGAGGAAGAGUCGUGGGGAGCGUGUGCCUGAGCCUAACCGAGCCUGUGGGAUGAGCCCAGGAAACCUCACAAGCAACAGUAUUCCACACAAAAGCACAGAUCUAAAUGGGAUGUGCAACAGUACCAGUAUUCCUACGUCAUCACCUGAGGUGGCAGACUAUUUAGUGAAGUACACGGUGAUCGGCUCUCCGGAGCAACGUCAGAGGUAUAAAAACGAUUUCAACGCAGAGUACAGCGAGUACCGGGGUCUGCAUGCUCGGAUAGAGGGCAUCACCCGGCAGUUCACUGUGCUGGACAAUGAGCUCAAACAGCUCCAUCAAGGCACAGACAACUUCUUUUUUUUUACAAUCCACAAUCAGAUACUUCAAGAGUAUCAUAAAAUAAAAAAGACUAAUCCAAACUAUAGCCAAGAGAAGAACCGCUGUGAAUAUCUACACAACAAACUGGCACAUAUAAAGAGACUUAUUGCCGAGUACGAUCAACAGCAACUUUAAAAGUAGUUAGUAGACAUUGUUUCCCUGUUGUCUCUGGAAACCAAGCAGAUAAAGGAAAACUCUGGAUUCUGCCUGUGCUAAAAAAAUAAAUAAAAAGUUGUCAUGGAAGACGCCAUGAAAGGAGUAUUCCACUCAUUGGGGCCAAAGGCUCUAAUGAGGACUAAGCAGGACACGCAAUCUUUUUUUUUUUUUUUUUUUUUUUCUCAUUUCUUUUUUUGGAAGAUGGGGUGUGCCUAGAGUGGCCAGGCCCGUCUGUGUAGUUACAGUGCAUUAAGAAAAAUAGGUUCUGUGUGGCUUUUGUUUUUCUCAACAGCCCACCCUGCUUAUAGUGCACAGAGGUCUGAACGAGUCAAACAUGGAGACUCUGCUACUUUCUUGGGGACACGGAGAUGAAAACUGCAGAUUGUAUGCCAAAUGCAACUCAUGUUUUUUGUUUUUGUUUUUUUAGUAAAGAAAUGAUGCAUCAGUUUUCCCCACAUGCUGAAUCGAAUGGUUAUGACGUUGGAAGUUAUUUCUCCGUUUUUUUCUUCUUUCUUUUUAUUUAUUUUUGACACUUAAAUUGGGGGGAAUGAGUCUGUUUUACACUCCUCAAUAUCAGUACUUAAAAAGCUGUCUCUCUUUUUCUGUCCUCACAUCUUGAAUGUCAGCCAGUAUUUUAUUCAGAAGCUGCCUUGCCCAUCUAAUUGUCAUUCUGUUGGCAUUAAUUAUUUUUCUUUCUUUUUUUUUAAAGCUGUGCAGAUAUCACUAUUGGUUAAAUCAAGCAGAGGCAUCUUAAAUGCACACAGUCGGACGCAGGUUUGUGCGUAUGUUUGAAAGUUUCCAGUCACUCUUGAGCUGUAGAUUUUCUUUUGAGCGCGGUCCUCACUCGGGCCGUGACGAACGGCCGUGCACGUUCAUCGGUUACAGCGUGUGGUCCUUUUUAGUUAUAUCAUCAUAAUGUAUCGGUCAAAAAAAAA
Molecule: messenger RNA, 3076 nt
Organism: Perca fluviatilis (European perch)
Lineage: Eukaryota; Metazoa; Chordata; Actinopteri; Perciformes; Percidae
Gene: ell
Product: elongation factor RNA polymerase II
Exons: 12
Coding region: 171-2120 (649 amino acids)
Biological process (GO): positive regulation of transcription elongation by RNA polymerase II; snRNA transcription by RNA polymerase II; transcription elongation by RNA polymerase II
Cellular component (GO): transcription elongation factor complex
Molecular function (GO): cis-regulatory region sequence-specific DNA binding
Source: RefSeq, a predicted model, not a curated record